UUCUCCUCCCUUAAUUUGUUGCACCAUCUCUUUCUUCUUCUCUCCUCCUCCUCCUCCUUCAGUUCCAUCUCAAUGGAGAGGCCAAGAGAAAUGGAGUUUCUAAACCCCAACGGAUUCUCCUGCCGCGAUUCGAGAGAUGACGACGACGAGGGUAGUAUUGAUCGAAAGAAUGGGAUUGAGGAGUUGGAUUUUUUCUCAGGGAGACAGCUCAGGGAGCAGACGGCUAGGCCGGCCGGAGAUGGGGAUGGAGAACUAGGAGGGCAUGGAGAAGGUAGUGCUCCGUCUUGUACAAGAUCGAGCGUUAACAUUGGACUACAUCUAUUAACGGGUGAUUUGAAGGGUGGUCAGACUGCGGUGACAAACAAAGAGAGCCCAAAGUAUGAGUUGUUUACACUUAAACGAGAGCUAGAUCGAAUGAGCGAUGAGAAUCUGAGGUUGAGGAGCAUGUUGGAUCAAGUCACAAGAAAUUACAGCCUUCUUCACAAUCAACUUCUUCUAAUCAUGCAGCAACAAGCACGUGAGAAAGGCAAGAACAACACGGCAAGCCCGUCUCCGCUAUCUGCACAACAAUUUAUGGAGCCCGCCCCGAACAAAACCCUAGCAACCGACGGAAACCCUAGGUCAACCGGCGACGAUGAAGAACCACCUUCUCCCAGCAACAGCACGGGUUUGCCUUCAAGGGACCGAGGACUAGUUCCCUUCGGCAAGAGGCAGACAGGCGUUGAAAUGAGCUCGCCGAGCUGGCCGGAGAGCAACAAGAGCCCAAAAUUAGCUACUUCUGAUCAAGUGUCCGAGCUGCCCUGCAGAAAGGCUAGAGUCUCAGUCCGUGCUAGAUCGGAAGCGCCAAUGAUAAGUGAUGGGUGCCAGUGGAGAAAAUACGGACAGAAGAUGGCGAAGGGAAACCCAUGUCCGCGGGCUUACUACAGAUGCACCAUGGCUGUUGGAUGUCCCGUCCGGAAACAGGUGUGCAGAGACAAGAGCCUCCUAAUAACAACUACGCAAGGCAUCCACAACCACCCCGCCCUCGGCCCGCCGCGCAUGGCCGCACACCCGCGCGGACCUCAUGCUCCUCCCGCCCUCAGCAAAGACUCCUCCACUCCCCUCCUCCUCCUCCGUCCUAUUCCCCUCCGGUAUCUCCACGCGUUCGCCGCCGCCUCCUCCUCCGUGCACCCUCUCCGCCCCCUCCGCCGUUCCCCACCAUUCACCCCGACCUCACUCAGACCCCGAAAUCCCAGCCCGUUCCUCAGCCCGGGCGCGGGGACACCCACGCGCCCAUUUGCCGUUGAUGAGGGGACCCGCAGCCAGCGUCAGGGGGACGGUCGGGAUGCGAGACAGAGAUAUACGAUUAAUAUGGUAUAG
Molecule: messenger RNA, 1359 nt
Organism: Asparagus officinalis (garden asparagus)
Lineage: Eukaryota; Viridiplantae; Streptophyta; Magnoliopsida; Asparagales; Asparagaceae
Product: probable WRKY transcription factor 31
Exons: 7
Coding region: 73-1359 (428 amino acids)
Biological process (GO): regulation of DNA-templated transcription
Molecular function (GO): sequence-specific DNA binding; DNA-binding transcription factor activity
Source: RefSeq, a predicted model, not a curated record